This is a messenger RNA of Epinephelus lanceolatus (giant grouper), 1266 nucleotides long. Lineage: Eukaryota; Metazoa; Chordata; Actinopteri; Perciformes; Serranidae. The record is from RefSeq and is a predicted model, not a curated record.
AUGGAACAACUCAACUCCUCUAUGGUCACUUCUAACAUCUCCUCCUCUCCUGGACAUCCAUCUCCUGCCUCCUGGGACUCCAGAGGUCUGGUCCCUGCGGUGGUGCUGUCUGUCUACUUCCUGCUGGGAGUUCCUGGAAACAUUGCUGUGAUCAUCCUCAGACCAAACUGGGAGAACAUGUCCAGUCUGAGCCAGAUUCUGAUGCUGAAUUUGGCCAUAUCAGACCUGCUCUGCCUGAUCACCCUGCCUCUGUGGAUUUACACUUUACUGUUCAGCUGGAACCUCGGCCUGGUGGCCUUUGCCAUCCUCACUGGCUCAGUGCACAACGUUCAGCUUCUCUGUCAGCAAGUUUGCAGCAUGGAACAACUCAACUCCUCUGCGGUCACUUCUAACAUCUCCUCCUCUCCUGGACAUCCACCUCCUGCCUCCUGGGACUCCAGCGGUCUGGUCCCUGCGGUGGUGCUGUCUGUCUGCUUCCUGCUGGGAGUUCCUGGAAACAUUGCUGUGAUCAUCCUCAGACCAAACUGGGAGAACAUGUCCAGUCUGAGCCAGAUUCUGAUGCUGAAUUUGGCCAUAUCAGACCUGCUCUGUCUGAUCACCCUGCCUCUGUGGAUUUACUCUUUACUGUUCAGCUGGAACCUCGGCCUGGUGGCCUGUAAGCUCCUGGCUUAUUUUGUGUUGUGCAGCAUUUAUUGUAGCAUGCAGACUGUGACUGUGCUGAGCAUUCAGCGCUACCUCCAGGUGGUGCGCCUACAGACGUUCUUAGAUCAGCGAGGAAGGAGGAGGCUGCUGGUUCUGCUCUGGCUGGUUGCGAUGAUCCUGUCCAUCUCUCGUUUAGUGGUUCGGCAGCUGACCACAGAUCAGCACUGGACACACUGCAAUUAUGGCUUCUCUUCUGAGGCCCAGCAGGUGGCCGUGCAGCUGACAGAGACCCUGAUAGGAUUUAUUUCAAUUUCUGUUGUGGCAUUUUCAUACAUCAGCCUUUACAGAACAGUGGACCAGGCAGCUUUCUUCAACAACCCACAGACGACCCGGCUGGUCACAAGUAUCAUCGUGACCUUUUUUGUCCUCUGGAUGCCCUAUCAUAUCAUAAAUGUGCUUGGUGUGGCAGGUGUUUUACUCAAAAAUGAGAGCCUGAUGAAGUUUUUUGGGGACAGCAGGGACAUUGCUACAGCACUGACAUUUGUGAAUAGCUGCCUGAAUCCACUCCUUUAUGCAUUUGCUUCUAGAAACAUGUGCACAGUGUGCCAACAAAGAGAACAUUAA